AAUGGUCUGUCGUAAACACGUGUGUAGUCUGCGCCCGUGUGUGUCCGCGGAGUUAUUUUAACAACUGUAGUUGACUCUCAUCCCCAACAUGGCAAAAAGUCUCAGAAGCAAAUGGAAGAGAAAGAUGCGUGCAGAAAAGAGGAAGAAGAAUGCCCCAAAAGAGCUGGCUCGUCUGAAACAAGCCUUAGGCCAGGAUGGGAAAGGAGAUGCCAUCAUGAAUGACAUAGGAGAGAUUGCCACAGUGGUCCCAGCCAAGAAGAUUAAGGAAAAACAAAUGGAUGUCAAAAUGGAGGAGGUAGAGGGUGACGAUGGGAAAAUGGACAUGGACAACAAGCGCAACAAGAAAACACAGUUGGAUGGACAUGGACAGUACCCUGCAUGGAUGAACCAACGGCAGGCCAAGAAACUGAAAGCCAAACGGCAGAAAAAAAAAGGACAAAGCAAAAAAAAGAAGGGCAUUGCCUGGUAGAACUGAGGAAAAUCAAAGGACUGUUGCUUUGCUGUUAAAAAGUUGUGGCUCGGGGAACCUCAGCUCAUGCCAUGUACCCCUGAGUGUAAAAGUGAUAAAUGUGGACUUAAUGCUUUUGAAAGCAUUACUGGUCAGUGGAUGGU
This is a messenger RNA of Lampris incognitus (smalleye Pacific opah), 612 nucleotides long. It is a transcript of the gene llph, whose product is annotated as LLP homolog, long-term synaptic facilitation factor. Bases 89 to 469 code for a protein of 126 amino acids. Gene Ontology annotation, cellular component: nucleolus. The transcript has 3 exons. Gene Ontology annotation, biological process: dendrite extension. Gene Ontology annotation, molecular function: RNA binding. The record is from RefSeq and is a predicted model, not a curated record. Lineage: Eukaryota; Metazoa; Chordata; Actinopteri; Lampriformes; Lampridae.